CGAAAAACUAGGGUUUUGAUCUUACCGCUAAACCGAAACCUCCCCAAGAGUUAAUAGUAGUCCCUCAAUUCAGCACCGGUUCGGGUCCGAUUCUCUUCAAUUUUCCAAGCCGCCGAUCAUGAACGGCCGGCCGAUCGACCGCCCGAAGCUGCUGGGCCACAAUUACGAGCUCAUGCUCGGAGAGUCAAUCACUCACUUUCUAGCCGAGUACAGCAAGGGCUCGACCGAUUUCUCGGAGCUGAGUUCGAUUUUUUGCCGAUUGGUGCAGACAAUGGACGAUCCGCCUCUCGAGAUCACCUGGUUCUACGCUGCGGUGACAUUUCACAGCUCUGCGAAGUUGAUUGCUGAAGAGCCUUCGAAGAAAGUUGCUCGGAUGUUGUGGGCUGCAAAGGACUUGUUUCACUUGCUGGUUUCGUGUUCGAGUCCGGCUGUAAGCCGGUUGAAGAGUGUCGCCUUGCUGGCUCCUGCUGUGUACCGGCUGUAUGACAUUGUGGUUUAUUGUUCGAAGAAUGGCUUGUGCUUGAACAGAGAGAUUGAUGGUUUGGUGGAACGGAUUUGUAGUUACAUAAGCAUGUGCUGCUCGAACUGUUUCGAGGGACCAAAAGAUGGGGCAGAUGGAUUGACGGCUGGUUUUGCGGAUUUGGUUCGGGUUUGGACGGUUGACGGAGUUGGAGAGAGAUGCGAAUCUGGGGAUGAUUUGAGAGUGUUUUUUCCGCUCGUUAGCGGUCAGCUUUGCAGUGGGCUUAGAGGAGGGUGUGGAAUUGGUUACAUAGCAGGGAUUGUCAUGAUUGAGGCUUUCUUGCUGAGGCUGUGUUUGAACUUUGGUUCGAGCAUUUCAAGAACAGAGUUGAAGAAGGAUAUGCAGCACUGGGCUGUUCAAACUAUAGCAGGGUUUCAGAGUUGUUAUUUCUUUGAUAUGCUUCUCAGAAUUCUUAUGGAGCCAAGUUUGCCCGUCACAACUCUAGUGAGUUCUGAGGAUGAAGUUUUGCUUCAGGAAGUGCUGUAUGAUGGCAUCAUAUUGGUACAGGAUCCAUUUCUAAAAUCUCAAGUGUGGCCUGCACUACCCAGUGACUACUUGAAAAAUUUUGCUCUGAUGUGGUUGCUAGUUGCAGACAAAGCUGUUCAGUUUGCCAGGGUACGUGGUGACCAGAACAGAGCCAUUUCUUACAUAGAUGCCUUCUCCAGAUCUUCCUUGCCGAAUCAAUUAAUUAAGUGGAUAAUGAAUCAAACACACCUGGCCGAGAAAAUUAGUGGACCAACUAUUUCCACUCCCAAAGCUCUUAUCAGGUGGUUGCUGAUCCUUGCAGAUCGAGGGGUUAGAGUAUUUGACAAUGAGAGUUUGCAACUCUAUGCUAAAGAAGUGACUUGGAAAUCCAAAACAGGGCAUGAGAAGUUAAAAUCCAAGCCUGAUUCUGGUAAAACAAACUGUAGCUUUUUCUUCUUCACUGAAAAUAAUUGGAUGGCACAAAACGAAGCUGAAGAGGACCAGGAGAUGGUUGAUUGGUUCAAUGAUCCAUUUCUUCCCACUGGUUGCGCUGGACACCCAACAGACGACGGUAAAAGUAGAAAACGCCAAGAAGGAAGACCCGAUGAAGGGGAAGUACGGUAUAAGCUUGCCAAGUUUGAUCCCGGUGACAAUUCAGUCGGUGAUACAUGUUUGCCUCAUCGUGAUGAUAAUUUCAACUGCAGGGAUGAGAUUAAACUUCAAUCCAUGGUUUGAGUACACACCAGAUUGUGGGGAUGGGCGUGCUGUGAGCCUGGGUAAGUCGUAGUAGUCAUGGGCUGGAUAUCAAAGCCAGCUUGUUUUGUCCAUAGGAGGUAGAUGUUUAUGCAGAAGCAUAUAGAAAUGCAGCAGGUAUUAGGCUACCCUCAUAUUUGUUAUAGCUAGGUUCACAAAUGCAUGCACAAGCACAAAUUGUGUCUAUGAUUUUGUACAACCUUUGUUCUACCAUUAUUCUAUUACACUGAUCGCAUUUUAAUCUUCAAUAUUAGUAGCUACCUCUAUUAAGAGUUCAAGUUAUAGAAGCAAUCUCUUCGCACUUGAUC
Diospyros lotus (date-plum) is the source of this 2046-nucleotide messenger RNA. RefSeq lists its product as uncharacterized. The transcript is spliced from 5 exons. The record is from RefSeq and is a predicted model, not a curated record. NCBI's taxonomy places the organism in Eukaryota, Viridiplantae, Streptophyta, Magnoliopsida, Ericales, Ebenaceae. Bases 119 to 1720 code for a protein of 533 amino acids.